Prorocentrum cordatum is the source of this 1069-nucleotide messenger RNA. NCBI's taxonomy places the organism in Eukaryota, Dinophyceae, Prorocentrales, Prorocentraceae. The record is from the annotation of a GenBank genome assembly.
AGCUCGAGUCCCUUUGACCUGCCGGCGAAAGCCCCGAGACAGCAAGACACCGUCGUCUCUCCGCAGCCAUGGCGGCGCCUGUCGCGCUCGUGUGCACCCGGUGCCGCAGGGCGGGCCACGCGGCCAAGGACUGCCAGGUCCUGAGCUUCACGCGCAGGACGCCGGCCGAGCUCCGAGCAGAGCGGCUGGCGAAGCGCGCCGAGUGGGAGGAGAGGCAGGCCGAGAGGCAGGCGAGGCGUGCCGAGUGGGAGGAGAAGCAGGAGAGGUGGCACUCGAGGCAGGCGCAGCGCGAGAAGGAGCAGGAGAGGUGGGAGCUGUGCAGCCAGGCCACGGACGCCUCCACGGCGGCGACGACCGCGGCGAUGACGCCCGAGGACGAAGAGGAGGUCGAGCGCCGCGUGGCCGCGGACAGGGCCGUGCGGCGGCACGAGAAGGCGCUGCGCGAAAUCGCCAGGCUGGAGGGCCGCGGCGACCUCGACGCGCUGCAGAGGGCCAAGCUGCAGCGCCGGCCCGAGGUGGAGGCCGAGCUGUCGACCGCCAGGGGGCUCGCGGGGGCCCUGGCCCGGAACGAGCUGCGGCGGGCCGCCCGGGCGCGAGUGCAGUGGGGCCGCCAGCCGCCGGCGCGCGGCGGGCGCCGUUAAAUGCCUUCCUUUCUGGUGCAGCCAGGGAGCGUGUGUGCGUUUGCGGUUUGCCUCCCGGUGCGCCUUCGGCCGGCCUCGGGCGCAGGCAGAGGCGCGCUCCGCCUCGUGCAGGAGCUCUUCUUCCUGCCGCCAGCGGCUAGCGCAUACUGUGCGCUAGCGCAUACUGUGUGUGUGUGUGAAGUCAGCUGUUCGAGGUCUCGUCUGCGAUAUUUCCACAGCCGCCAGGUUGCACAGUGUACAGACACGGCGGCCGAUCGCUGCGAGUCCGCCGACGAAAGCGCGCCCAGCCUACCUCGCGCCGUCCUCACGGCUGCCUGCACAGAUUUGGCGCGUCGGGUGCUCGUUGCGAGUGGCAGGAAAGAGGCAAUCCCUGGCGCUUCGCGCAUCCCCGUCAGCCCAUCCCGAAAGCCACCCCGUCGUCUUGGGAG